CCAAAAACGCUGUCUUUGCUGUAUUAAGUGCUUGUACAACUGGUAUUGCCAGUGUGCUAACUGUAACGUAUCUCAGAGUGGUCUAUAAACGCAACUCGUGCAAGUGCCGAUGGCCCCCGCGGCUGGCGCCGCUAGCUCGGCGGCGGCGCCAGGAAGCGACUUGGAGCAGAUGUUUACCGAGGCCAGCGCGCUGCACGCCUCUGGCGCCGACCUGGCACGUGCCGAGCAGCUGUACCGUGCCGUACUGGCCGCCCAGCCCCGACACGUGGACGCCCUGCACCAGCUGGGGGCGCUGCUGACGCAGCGGUACGGCAAGAAGCAGCUGGAUGAGGCGCUGCGGCUGGUGUCCAGUGCCGUACAGCUUCAGCCGCGCGCCGCCAAGUACCGCAACAGUCUGGGGGUGAUCCACCAGGAGGCGGGGCGCUGGGCGGAGGCGGCGGACGCCUUCGAGCGUGCCAACGAGAAGGACCCCAUGAACGCGGCGACGCUGAUGAACCUGGCUCGGGCGCUGCGUGAGCUGGGCCGCCAGCAGCGAGCAGCGGAGGUGUACGGCGCCGUCACCAAGCUGCGGCCGGAUCACCCCACCGCGCACUACCGCCGCGGCGCCAUCCUGCGCAGCCUGCGGCGCAACGAGGAGGCCCUGGCCGCGUUCAGGCAGCACCUGCGGCUGGUCCCGGACCACCAGGCCUCCCGCUUCUGGAUCGCCGCCAUCACUGGCGACACGGCGGGCAUGUCGGCCGCCCCGCCCGACAUGGUGGCGGGGCUGUUCGACCAGUACGCCGACCACUUCGAUGAUCAUUUGGUGAAUAAGCUGCAGUACAAGACGCCCGAGGCGCUGCGGGACCAGUUGCUGGCGGCACACACACACCUGGCCGCCACACGGGCCGCCAGCGGCGUUGGCACCAGCACCAGCAACGGCAGUAGCAGCACCAGCAGUAGCAGUAGCAGUAGCAAUAGCACCAGCAGCAGUAGCAAGCCCGCGUGGCGGCGGUGUGUGGAUCUGGGCUGCGGCACCGGGUUGAUGGGGCCGCUGCUGCUGCCGUACAUGGCCCGCGGGGCAGCGGGUCUGGAGGGCGUGGAUUUAUCGGCGGGCAUGGUCAAGGAGGCGGCGCGGCGGGGGUGCUACGGAAGACUGGAGGUGGGCGAGCUAGUCGGCUAUCUGGAGGCAGAGGCGGCCGCGCUCACCACUGACACCAUGACCACGACAGCCAAAGUAGAAAACAGUGAGCCCGUAUCAGCAUCAGCAACAUCCUCAAUGGUAUCCGCUGAUACCGUCGCCGGUCAACACGUUGACCGGUCAGUGCCGUACGACCUGCUGGUGGCGGCUGACGUGUUUGUGUACAUUGGCGACCUGGCGCCCGUGCUACGCGCGGCGGCGGCGGCGGCGGUGGCGGGCGCGGUGCUGGCGUUCUCCACUGAGGCAUUGGAGCUGGAGCCUGGCGGCAAGACCAACUGCAGCAGCCUGGCGGCAGGGGCGGCGGCUGGGAAGGCGGCGGAAGCUGGGAGGAAGGAGUCGAACAAGGAGGCGGAGGCUGGGUCCAAGGAGGCGGAGGAGGUGAAGGAGGCCGAGAAGCAGGGUGGGGGCCAGGCGCAGGCGCAGGGGCAGGGGUUGCGGCUGCAGGUGACAGGGCGGUAUGCGCACACGGAGGAGUACCUGCGGCGUGUGGGCGGCGAGGCGGGGUGGCGGCUGGUGAGUAUCAGCCAAUCCAUUAUCCGGUACAAUGGGGGAGAGCCCAUCUGGGGCCACCUGUGCGUCAUGGAGCGGGUGUGAGAAAAUGUGGAGGAGUGUGGGUGACCAUGAGAGCCAGUGUGAGAGUGUGAGAGUCUGGGUUGCAGCCGUUCGGGUUGCUUAACUUAAAUGCAGGAUCUCGUGACUGAGACAUGGGAUUGACACAAUUGGCUGUGCGCUGUAGCGGUUUGCGUGUGACGGCGGGGCGGCGGAGGUCGCCGGAUCGGACUUGCUGAGAGAGGAUGUGGGGUGGGCUUGGGGCAGAGAGGAAGGGCGUCGAGUUGGGGGCGGCUUGAUUUGUGAGCUGGUGACUGCGGCUGUGCCCGACUGCGUGCUCUGUAGUGGCAGAAGUUAGCGGGACUGGAUGCAACAUUGCUUGCUGCACCCCCUCUAUUCAUUGAAUUCUUCAAGGUAGGAAGGCAGGGCAAGGCGGGAAGAGCCGGCAAAGCGGCAGUACUGUUGGAGGGGGUGGUGGGUUCAGGCGCGGGAUCCCCGGAUCGGCCCCGAUAUGGGCCGCGUGCCGAUGGGCGUUUGUCACCUCCUGCCGCCCCUUCGACAUUGUACAAUAGCC
Chlamydomonas reinhardtii is the source of this 2300-nucleotide messenger RNA. RefSeq lists its product as uncharacterized. The coding region runs from base 110 to 1771 and encodes 553 amino acids. Gene Ontology annotation, molecular function: protein binding. Lineage: Eukaryota; Viridiplantae; Chlorophyta; Chlorophyceae; Chlamydomonadales; Chlamydomonadaceae. The record is from RefSeq and is a predicted model, not a curated record. The transcript has 8 exons.